GUUUUACAUGUAUAUUUCACUUUUGGACCAAACUGACACCUAAUGUCACACAAAGAUAGAACCAUGGGCAACAUUGUUGCUUCCACAUUAAACAUCAACCUCAAUGCCACUGACCUCAACGCAACCCAGCACGAAAGCUUGGAAGCCUCCUACAUCAGAAAAAUAUCACACCUCGACGAGGACCUCUACCAGGACUUCUACAGCCUCUGGAUCACCCUCAUGGUGGUCAACACGCUCAUGUUCGUGGUGGGUGCCGUCCUCAACAGCCUGGCACUGUACGUCUUCUGUGUGCGGACGCGAGCGACGACUGCCCCAGUGAUCUACACCAUCAACUUGGCGGUGGCUGACCUCUUGGUGGCGUUGUCGCUGCCAGCACGCAUCGCCCUGUACUACAGCGGUGGCCAAUGCCAAGCGUGCGUCCACGUGCACACAUUCAGCUACUUCGUCAACAUGUACUGCAGCAUCCUCUUCUUGACCAGCAUCUGCGUGGACCGCUACCUGGCCGUGGUGUGGGCGGCCGGCGGGGCAUCCAGCCUGCGGUGGCGGAGCCCCGGAGUGGCGCGGUGGGUCAGUGCCGGCGUGUGGAUCUUCGCCGUGGUCACCACCUACUCGCUGCAGACCACGGCGGCCAUGGAUUUCAGCGGCUCGGGCUCGUCAUGCUGCCGCCUGCCGCUGCUGUUCGCGCUGACCGUGCUGGAGUUCGUGCUGCCGCUGCUGGCCAUCGUGGGCUUCACGGCGCGCGUGGCCUGCGCUCUCGCUGACCGGCGCCUCAUGGCACAGAGCCGCGGGCGCCGCCGGCGCGCCGUCCGGCUCCUGGUGGCCGUGCUGCUGGUGUUCGCCGUCUGCUUCACGCCGUUCCACGUGCGCCAGGCGGUGGUCUACUUUGACCUGGGCGGCAGCCGGGUUCAGCACGUGGUGGCCUACCACGCCACCGUCACCCUCAGCAGCCUCAACAGCUGCCUGGACCCUGUGGUGUACUGCUUUGUGCCGGACGGCGUGCGCUCGGCCCUGUCCCGGCCGUACCGAGCCGGCGGCAACGGAGAGGGGGAAGGAGAUGCAGACAGCGUCCAGCGGAACUCCAGGGCAACGGGGAGGAGCGCCGCAGCUCUGGUCCACAGUGUGGCCACACUGACACUCAACCCCAGUUCUCUGUCAUCCGCAGAACUGCCAGUGUGAGGAGGACAGAUACGCAGACACAGAAAUGCAACCAUGAUCCAGGAAGAGAGAGAACCAAAACAGAUGUCAGAAAAUAUGAUGGAGAGGACAAGAGAAGGAGGUCUAUUGAGCUUUUACACUGACCUGUCCCCUCCACCUUCUUAGGACACUUAGUGGACAAAGUCACAGAGUUACAUAAAGACUCAACCUGGAAUAUUUCUUUUAAGACAGAUAGGACAUCAACCCCACCUACUCAUCCGACCUCUGUCCAGAUCUACUUUUGAGUUCUGACAUUAGCCUAUUGACCUGAUCAAUGAACUCCACUGAACCCACUUUGUAGGCCUUAAAAAUCCAAUACCUUGAGAAGUGGCAUUUUUCUUUUCUUAACCGUAUCUUAAACAGAGAAAUUGAAUUUCCCCUGUGGAAGUUUCAGGCAAAUAUACAUACA
This is a messenger RNA of Alosa sapidissima (American shad), 1603 nucleotides long. RefSeq names its product G-protein coupled receptor 20. Gene Ontology annotation, cellular component: membrane. The transcript has 3 exons. The record is from RefSeq and is a predicted model, not a curated record. The coding region runs from base 43 to 1176 and encodes 377 amino acids. Gene Ontology annotation, molecular function: G protein-coupled receptor activity. Gene Ontology annotation, biological process: phospholipase C-activating G protein-coupled receptor signaling pathway; positive regulation of Rho protein signal transduction. NCBI's taxonomy places the organism in Eukaryota, Metazoa, Chordata, Actinopteri, Clupeiformes, Clupeidae.